CUCUCACUCUUUAUUUUGCUUUCUCGCAGUCUCUAACUGUUUCUCUCUCUUUCUCACUCUGUCUCUCUCACUUUCUUUCUUUUUUCACUUUCUUCUUUACUUCUAUUUUUCUCUCACCUUUUUCCAGUUUCUACAGCUCUCUGUCUCUCUGUAUGUCUCUCUAUAAACAAUGCAGAGACACUUGGAAGGUUUAAGGUGCACACACACACACACACACACACACACUUUCGUAACGAGGAUAAAAAUUGUGAGACACAGCAGUCAACAGCAUGAGUCACCAUUCUGUGUGUGUGUAUGUGUGUGUGUGUGUGUGUGUGUGCAUUUUGAUUUUGACACCAUGAUACACACACAAAUACACACACACAAACGCACACAAACACACACCAUAAGUCAGAGCCAAUGCAGCAAUGGUUACCAACAUUCCCAAAAGAGAGAGAGAACAUAGGGAAAGGAAAAGAGAUGAGAAGACAGGGAGAAGACAGAGAGAGAAAGGGAUAGAAAGGAUGAAUAAUGUGGGAAAGGGAAAGAGAAAUUGAGGGAAGAAGACAGAGAAAAAAGAAAGAAAUCGGGGAAGGAGUAAAGAGAGAGGGGAGGAUAAAGGGGAAGAAGUGAGAGGAAGGAUAUAGGGGAAGAGGAAUGAGAGUUAGACAAGAGGAGAGUGAAGAAGAAGGGUGAGAGAGAGAGAGGGAGCAGGGAAACGAGGGAGGAGGGAUGUGUGGGUGGAGCGUGUAACCCGUCUGGGUUCUUCAGGAGAAGAAAAUUUGUCACCUCUCAUUCAUUCACAAGAGAGAGAGAGAGAGAGAGAGAGAGACGCAUACAGAGAAAGACAGAGCGAAAGAAAGAACGAGACAGCUAUACACAUACAGAGAGAGAGAGAGAGAGAGUGAGAGAGAGAGAGAGAGUGCACAGUGGAUUAUUUUUGAGGACGGCGCCAACAUGGGAGCAGUGGUGGGCAUGCUGACCAUGCAGACCAAACAGAGACAGACCAGCAGAGAUAAAGUGGAUGAUGAGCUGGAGAUGACAAUGGUGUGUCAUCGGCCUGAGGGACUUGAUCAGCUGGAGGCGCAAACGAAUUUCACCAAGCAGGAGUUGCAAGUCCUCUACCGAGGAUUUAAAAACGAGUGUCCGAGUGGAGUAGUGAAUGAGGAGACGUUUAAGCACAUCUACGCUCAGUUCUUCCCUCAUGGAGAUGCCUCCACAUAUGCGCACUACCUGUUUAAUGCGUUUGACACAAUGAAUAAUGGCUCCAUAAAGUUUGAGGAUUUUGUGAUGGGUCUGUCCAUUCUCCUGAGGGGAUCAGUACAAGAGAAACUGGAGUGGACUUUUCAUCUGUAUGAUAUCAAUCGAGAUGGGUUCAUCAACAAAGAAGAGAUGACAGAGAUUGUACAGGCCAUUUACGAUAUGAUGGGGAAGUACACGUAUCCUGCUCUAAAAGGAGACGCUCCCAAGCAGCACGUGGAUGCUUUCUUCCAGAAAAUGGACAAGAACAAAGAUGGUGUUGUAACAUUGGAAGAGUUUGUUCUGGCAUGCCAAGAAGAUGAAACCAUGAUGAGAUCCCUGCAGCUCUUCGAAAAUGUUAUGUAAAAAAAAAAAAAAAACACACAAGCACAGAGCGUGCAGGAGAGAGAGUGUGUGUAUGGGCGAAAGAGAAAGACAUGGAGAUGGAGGAAUAUAAAUGAUUUUAGUAUAUGCACAGCUUUCUAAAAUGUUUACAUGUGAGCAUAGCUUAUGUGUAAGGAUCAACACUCUCGCUCGCAAUGCAAACUAAUUAUCUGCAAGUGAACACCAUCACAGCGAGCAGCCUCUUAAGAUUAUGUACUGUAUCCAAUCCUGAAUGAAGGCUAAUGAUCAGACAGACACCAUGGACUCCCUGCUUCCCUCAGAAAGAGAAGGAUUGGAAGCAUACGAACCCUUACUUCUCUCUGCCGCUCUACAACUUAGCCAUAUGCUAACAAAGUGACCAUUUCAGACUUAGUGGAACGUUUCUUUUUUUAAAUGCUCAGAUGUCUCCUAGUGCUGCUUCUCACUUUAUACUCUGCCAACUGCUACAUUCAGGAUUAUGGAGCUGUAACUCGAGGACUCCAUCUACCUGUGAAAGAACUGAACUGCAUCUAAAACACAGUGACUUACUGUUUGCUGAGAGAUUUGCAUGUUUUAAUCUUCAGUUACUUGAAUAUUGGCUGAUGUAAUAUAAUAUACAAGCCUGACAUGUUGAUUUAUGCAUUAAAUGGUUGAAUGUUUUAUUUAUUACAGAUGGAAGAAAAUGUUUGGAUGUCUUGCCUUGCGGUGUAUUUAUGCUAUUGCUUAAUCCUGUUUGUCUUCAGUUUGUCACUUUGUCCUGUUAUGUGUCUGUCUGUCCUUACAAUGACUCCAUACCAUUCAUGCUCUCUCUCUCUCUCUCUCUCUCUCUCUCUGACAAUUCAGCUUAGUAUUUUUCCAUUUAUUUUUUUAGUCUACAAAGUAAAUAUGCACCCUAAAUUAUUUUAUUUGUAUUCUUAUUCAUGGACAUUAAACAAAAAAGGAAAAUAGCCACAGAAGGAGAGAGAGAGAGAGAGAGAGAGAGAGAGAGAGAGAGAGAAGCUUCGAAUGCUGUACAAUGCUCUUACUCAACUAUUUGAAUUAA
Molecule: messenger RNA, 2623 nt
Organism: Hemibagrus wyckioides
Lineage: Eukaryota; Metazoa; Chordata; Actinopteri; Siluriformes; Bagridae
Gene: kcnip1b
Product: Kv channel interacting protein 1 b
Exons: 8
Coding region: 937-1584 (215 amino acids)
Biological process (GO): regulation of potassium ion transmembrane transport
Cellular component (GO): voltage-gated potassium channel complex
Molecular function (GO): calcium ion binding; potassium channel regulator activity; transmembrane transporter binding
Source: RefSeq, a predicted model, not a curated record